Messenger RNA from Mya arenaria, 1792 nucleotides. RefSeq lists its product as uncharacterized. Gene Ontology annotation, biological process: mannosyl-inositol phosphorylceramide biosynthetic process. Lineage: Eukaryota; Metazoa; Mollusca; Bivalvia; Myida; Myidae. Bases 262 to 1179 code for a protein of 305 amino acids. The transcript has 3 exons. The record is from RefSeq and is a predicted model, not a curated record. Gene Ontology annotation, molecular function: mannosyltransferase activity.
UUUGAUAUGACAAAGCCAUUUUGAUAACAAAAUCCGUAUCACCUAGACCUUAGAUACAGAUUUGAGGCGAGCUAUUUUAUCAUUUGUUAAACCGCGCUUGAUUCAUGGUCAUGUAUUUUCUGUUUUACUCCAUUUAUAACCAAGAUGCAUACUAUCACGCGUUUAAGACGAUGACAAAGGCUUGACUAACAACUGUACAAUAUUAGUGUUCCGGGAAGUUUUAAUGCAUACUGCUGGAUUUUAGUAUUGAACACAGUUGCCAUGAACAAAGUAUUCAUUGUGCUUGGAGUCCUAGCGCUUUCCAUUCUUAUAUUUAUAGGACGAAUAUCGGAGUAUAUAGUGUCGGAAUAUGUAACAUGUACGCAUAACUACAACAACUGCCUUAAGUGUGGAUCUAGAAAUCGGACAGUCGUUGGUAAAAUACCGAAACGAAUUCAUCAAAUAUUCUUUUACGAAACUAGCGAUACUUUGCCAGACCGGCUUCGAAAUGCCCAGGCCUCCUGGCUACAACACCACCAAGACUAUACUUACACACUGUGGAAUAAAACGUCGAUUAAUCGGUUAAUCGAUGUGCACUAUCCCCACUUCCGGCGGACGUAUGAUGCGUACGGGCACUGGGUGAUGCGCGCGGACGCUGCACGUUAUCUCGUGCUCCAUAAAUAUGGCGGUUGGUACGUCGACAUGGACCUCGUUUCUAAGAAGAGCGUAUCUUCGUUGGAAACCCUAGCUCUGAGGCAAAAUUCCAGCGUGAUAGUCCGUUUCACCGAACCAUGGGGUUUCUCGAAUGAUUUCAUCGGCAUCACACCACAACACCCAUUCCUAGACAACGUGCUUACGGCCCUUCCUGUCUCGAAGGGCUGGUAUAUAUUUCCGUACGCCUCAACCAUGUUCUCCACAGGUCCAAUGUUUAUGUGGGGGAGAUACCUUAACUACCCACACCAGGAAGAGUUUCUCGCGGUGAAAAACGAGACUUUCCGAGAUUACAUCGUGCUUCUCCACGAGUCCUCGUGGCACUCGUGGGACGGAGUAGUGGUCUGGUACUUCUUCAAGGAUGUGCGGACACUUUUGUAUAUUGUGUGCGCUCUUGUAGUUAUUAGCAUAUCGUUGUGCAUAUUGUAUAGGUACCUCAAAGUAAUUAGAAAAACUAAUUCCCCUAAAAAAAUUAUAUCCCCUUUAUAAAUUGUGUCAUAUUCAAAAGAAAAUAUCGAAAUAAAUAUGCAAAUAGCGGAAAGAAAUCAAAAUUUUAGACUGAACAGGAAGUAUCUUAAAUGAUCUAUCAUGGUAAUUUGGUCGUUUUUGUUAUGACUCGUAUUACAGGGAAGAAAAUAUAUUUUUCAUAAGUUUGGCAGGAAGGGUAAAGUGGAGGUCCUUAUACACGCCAAUUCUUAUAAUAUCACACAUUUCAUGAUUGCAUAUUCAAUAUGCUCCUCAAAGGGAGAUCAUUAGUCGCCCUACUUGUUGGAGAAUAGCCCAGAACUUACUUAUGGGAGUUCACUACAACUUGUUGUUUUUCCGAGUUUGUACCCUGUAAACAAGUACAUGUACACUGUUAUUUUUUCAACUUUUAUUUUUUUAUUUUUUUUUAUUUAAAUGACAUAGUUUAGGAAUAUAUUUGCUCAUAGUAUUAAACUUUGCUAUAUAGCUUCAGGUGGUUGAAAAUAUGUCUCAUUAUAUGCAGCUACUCUGUGAUAGGAGUGAAUAUCUUUCAUACAUAUACAUUAUCAGAGUAAGAAUAUAUUAUAUUUGCCAUAAAUAUGAUAAUAAUUGUACCGUAAACCCAGCGUAAAUACAA